AUGAAAGAGGUGCAAGGGGCUGUGGCGGACCUCAUCGGCGCCUGGGCGCCCCCUGCUAGGAGGAUGAAGCACUUCAUAGUUUUAGCGUCAUUUGUGCUGCUGGCAUUAGCACAAAACACAUUGGAUUUACAGCAAGAGAUGCAAUGCCCUCAAUAUUGGAUUCGGUUUCAGACUUCAUGUUAUAGGUUCAUAAAAUCACCUUUACGUUCUCGAAAUGAUGCCAGGAAAAACUGUCAGGCAUAUGAUUCCGAUCUUCUGAGUGUGAAUGGCUUGGAAGAACAUGGUUUCAUUGUAUACCAACUGCUUUGGCAAGAUCCUCAGCAUAGGCGAUGGUAUACUAGCGCACGUCAGCAGAGCUUGGAUUAUUGGAUUAACGAUGGUGACAAUUCACAGCUUGUUAACAUGGAUGCUGCAUUUUUGCCUCAUCAAGACUCGACACACAACAAGGAUUACCUUGUGUACAGCUUUUCUUCCGAAUUGAAGAAGUGGGGUUUUGAAUAUGUGACUGGUAAUGAGCCUUUGCUAUUCAUUUGUGAGGCACCAGUGACCAAGUUGCACUAUCUAGUUGUGGAUGAUCGCACAUACACUUAUGGAGUUGAUGUUGAUGAUCCUGAGAGGAUUCCACGUGGCCCAUUUUUUAUUCGACAACCUCGUGAUGUUGUUUACGAUUUAUCAAAAAGUCAAAUUGCAAAUGACGUUUCUUUGAGCUGUUUAGCUGGAGGCUAUCCAUCUCCUACUUACGAAUGGUUUAAAGAAGAAUAUCAUAAUGAUCGUCUUGUUUCUACACGUAUUGAUCCUUUGAGUGAUAGACGAUAUACUGUUAGUGGUGGAGUCCUGAUUAUUAAUGAACCAGAUCGAACACGUGACAAGGGAACCUACCACUGUAAAGCUAAGAAUAAAUAUGGAAUUAUCAGGUCUGAGAGUGUUACUUUGAAGUUUGGCCAUAUUGCAGAGUUCAACCUCAAAAGAUCACCAGAGACUGGCAAUCAGAAUUGGGGCAAAGUUCUCUAUUGUGAUCCACCGACUUUUUAUCCGUCUGUGAAUUAUUACUGGGCACGUGAUAAAUUCCCAAACUUAGUAGAAGAAGAUAAACGAGUUUUUGUAUCUUAUGAUGGAGGCUUGUAUUUCUCUGCUCUUGAAAAUAUUGAUUAUGGCAAUUAUAGUUGUAAUGUGCAGAGUAAUGUGUCAGAUAAAGGUCGCAAUGGACCCAUAUUUGAACUUAGAGUACAUCCAAACUCUAAUUAUCAACAAUUGAAGUUUCCGAACAAUUUUCCUAAGGCAUUUCCUGAAGCCCCUGUUGCUGGGAGGGAAGUGCGUCUGGAAUGCAUAGCAUUUGGAUAUCCUGUGCCUUCAUAUAAUUGGACACGCCGUGGUGCAAGUUUACCUCGAGGUUCUAUAACUUUAAAUUACAAUAGGGUUCUUAUUAUCCCUCAUGUGCGAGUGGAAGAUCAAGGAGAAUAUGUAUGCCGUGCACAGAAUGAACGAUUGUUUAUUGAAAACAGUGUUAUUUUAUCCAUUCAAGCUGAACCAAAUUUCACCAUUCCUCUUUCGGAUAGGCACAUGGAUAAUAAGGCAGAUUUAACUUGGACAUGUGAAGCCUUUGGAAUACCUGAUGUGAACUACACAUGGUUUAGAAAUGGGGAAAUUCUCGACAUAGUCAAUCUGCCUAUUGAGGACAAGGAUCGUUAUAGUGUUGUUGACAAUGUAUUAACCAUACGUUACUUGGAUCCUGAGAGAGAUCAAGCUAUGUAUCAGUGUCGUGCCACACUAAAACCUUCAUUCAAAAAGAGACCUUUAGAACUGGAAAGCUAUGCAGCAGAAGGAGGAAACAUCACUAUUCGGUGCAACCCAGAAGCUGCUCCAAGGCCAAAAUUUGUGUGGAAAAAAGAUGGCAGUGUAUUAGGAUCGGGUGGUAGACGACGGAUUCUUGAAAAUGGUAACAUGUUUAUCAGUCAUGUGUCACGAGAUGAUGCAGGUGUCUACACAUGUAGUGCACAAAAUACAUAUGGUUCUGAUGAAAGCAGUGGCCGUCUCAUUGUUUUAAGAGGCCCUAGAUUUGAGCAGCGAAUGGUGCCCCAGAUCACUACUUCAGUUGCUCAAGAUGUUGAGUUAAGGUGCCAAGCAUUAUCAGAGGAAAUUUUGGAUUUGGCAUACAUUUGGACUCAUAAUGGCUUAAGAAUUAGGGAUGUAGAUGUUCAGCGUGGUAGAAUGGAUAUUCAUGGGGGGAUGCUGAAUAUACGAAAUGCAUCAUUAGCUGAAGCUGGAGAUUAUGAGUGCAUAGUGAAAAGUGCUGUCGGCCGAAUUUCCAGUAAAACUACUGUUCUUAUCAGAGGUCCUCCUGGACCACCAGGUGGUGUUCAGGUAAUGAAAGUAACUAGCACAUCUGCCACAAUUGAGUGGACAGAUGGAGCCGAAAAUGGCCGCCCCAUUAUUAUGUAUUCCAUUUCUGGCCGCACCAACUGGAACAAGACAUGGGUAGACCUUGUCCAGAAUAUUACAGCUAGGGAAAUAAAUCGUAACAAUGGGCGUAAAGAAGCUCAUAUAGAAAAUGUAUUGUCACCGUGGUCACGUUAUGAGUUCCGUGUAGCUGCAAGCAAUGAUCUGGGUUAUGGACCCCCUUCAGCACCUUCUCCAUUGCACAACACUCCUGCAGCCAAGCCCUACAAAGCUCCUUCAAAUGUUGGUGGAGGAGGAGGCAAAAUAGGAGAUCUUACCAUCACUUGGGAGCCUCUAGCAUCUGAAGAUCAAAAUGGCCAUGGUAUUUACUACAAAAUUUUCUGGCGUCAUAAAGAGCGUGAUACAGAGUAUCAAACUUUAGAAUUGAAAAAUGAAGGUAAUAUUGGUAUUGCUGUGGUUUCUAUAAAAGCUGAUGAUUAUUACACAAAAUAUGAAGUAAAAGUACAGGCUGCUAAUGAUUUGGGAUAUGGACCAGAGUCUGCACCAGUAAUUAUCUACAGUGCUGAAGAUAUGCCUCAGGAGCCUGUGAGCUCAGUGAUUGCCUAUUCAUUUAACUCUACUGCUUUGAACGUGAGCUGGUCGCCAGUGGACCAAUCUCGAGAAAAAAUUCGAGGAAAACUUAUUGGCCACCGACUCAAGUACUGGAAGGAUGGUAUUCCUGAAGAAAAUGCUGUGUAUUACCUCAGCCGAAGUACACGUCCCUGGGCUCUGAUUGUUGGUUUACAGCCUGAUACAUACUAUUAUGUUAAAGUCAUGGCUUACAAUUCAGCAGGGGAAGGUCCAGAGAGCCAGUUCGUAAUAGAACGAACGUACAGGAAAGCACCCCAGAAACCACCUUCGUCCGUGCACGUCAAGGGAAUCAACCCAUCGACUGUGAAGGUGACAUGGCGUUAUGUGGCUCCCAGUCUGGAGGAGGAGCCUCUUCAAGGCUACAAGGUGCGAGUCUGGGAGGUAGAUCAAGAUAUGAGCACAGCUAAUGACACAAUAAUUGGUGUUGGUUCCAAAUUGGAAGCCUAUGUUUCAAAUCUCUCUCCUGGGAAAGCAUACCAUAUGAGGGUUCUUGCCUUCUCCAAUGGAGGAGAUGGACGCAUGUCUUCUCCAGCACUUACUUUCCAAAUGGGUAAGGCAGAAAAUUUCAGAAACGUCCAUUCAUUUUAUUCAGUGGAAGAGAUGUCUUCUAGUUCUCGAUUCUUCUUUUCAAUUUUGUGUAAGAAAAGAGAAAAAAAGGCAAAGAAGACAUUAUCACUUUUUAAUCUAAAAUUCUGGAUCCAACAUUGGAUGUGGAAUCUUCUUUCAUACUUCUCAAAACAGUUUGGUCCUUUGGAAACAGUCAAUUGA
Gryllus bimaculatus (two-spotted cricket) is the source of this 3795-nucleotide messenger RNA. The record is from the annotation of a GenBank genome assembly. NCBI's taxonomy places the organism in Eukaryota, Metazoa, Arthropoda, Insecta, Orthoptera, Gryllidae.